Entrophospora sp. SA101 is the source of this 1047-nucleotide messenger RNA. The record is from the annotation of a GenBank genome assembly. NCBI's taxonomy places the organism in Eukaryota, Fungi, Glomeromycota, Glomeromycetes, Entrophosporales, Entrophosporaceae.
AUGCUUUCAGAACAAAAUUUACCAUUACCACCACUUACAAUAAAUUCAUCAAAUAAUAAUAUUACUCAUAAUCCUGUCUAUCAACAUAGAUUCGAAUCAAGAAAAGAAGUUGGAAAAUUGUUGGCUAGAUUUUUGAAACAUUACCAUAAUGCACCAGAUACAAUUGUUCUCGCUAUUAAACCUUCAGCAACAAUUAUAGCUCACGAAAUAGCAAAAGAAUUAAAUGUACCAUUAGAUUUAUUUUUAAUUCGUUGUGAUAUUUCACAAGAAUUAAUAGAUUCCAAAAUUGCAGAGCAGCGUGCUCAACUUCAAAUUUUACAUCAAGAAUGCAAUCCACCAAAUUUACCUUUACCAAAAUCUGAAAAUGCAAAUAUCAUUUUAGUAACUGAUGGUAUUAAAACUGGUCAAGAUGCUCGUAACACCAUUUCAAUUUUAAAAAGUCUAGGUUAUAAUGGUAAGAUUAUUUUAUCUGGUGGUGUGAUUGGUUCUGAUGCUCAGAAAAGGUUUAUGAAAAAAGUUGAUGAUGUUGUUGCCGUUAAAGCACCACAAAUUGUUGGUUCAGUUGAAUCUUGGUAUGAAGACGGCCAUGAACAUUUAACAAAUGCACAGAUAAAACAACUUUUUAAUAUUUCUGAUCACGGUCAUAAUUAUAGACCUAACCAAACUGCUUUCAGUGAAAGAAAAAGCUUUAAAUUGAAAUCUACUAAAUAUGGAGCAAAUUAUAGUCAUUUUAUUUAUGAAUAUGUUUUAAUUGAUGAUAGUGGAUCAACAAUUUAUGAAAUAGAUCUUACUGAUAAAUCGUUGAAUGAUGCUAAAGAUUGCUUGUUAAAGAAUUAUUUAAAAGUUGACAUUACUACUUCCAACAAAUAUGAAGAACGACAGUUUACAUCUUCAUCGAUUGCUCCCCGUGCGUAUUCCUCUGCGGUAGCGAACUUGAAACGUCUCAAUAUUUCGUUAAUUCUUUCACAUUUUCCGUACGAAGUCAAGAAUAUUCCUAUGAUUUUCGAAAACGGUAAAAGUGCUACGAGAAAUCCUGACUUGUAUUGA